AUGAACGGUGAAUCUUCCAAAUCUACUAUAAGCAAAGGAAAAGGAAAGAAUGUAAGUUGUUUAGUACCUGAAAAAAGAAAGGAACCAGAAUCAGAUACUGUUAAUGAAAAAGUAGAAGUUCCGAAGCAAAAAAAGCCAAACUUAAAGGAUAUGCUGCUUGAUGAAAAUUUCGAAAAGUUGGACGAAAAACAUGUGUAUUGUCAUUAUUGUGAUAUGGGAAAAUCAAUCACUUUGCAUCGACCUAAUGAUGGAGAUCGCUUAUGGACUCAUCUUAACACUGCAUUACAUAUUAGUAACAAAGAAAAAGAUGACAAAAGUGUAUCUAAAAGAGUACGAACAACCUUUAUUUCUCAAUACGUUAAUAUUGAUUAUGAUUGUGAUUCACAACAAAAUGAUGAUGAUUUGCAAUGCAAUAUCAACUCACGAUACAAAGUGUGUGCAUCUUUAGCUUUUAAUGAAUCUUUUAACAAACGUAACCGCCGAAUGAAAACUCUUAUUGUCCAAAUUGAUUGUUUAUUCCUUCUUAAAGAAGGGCAAGAGAUUCCUCAAAUUAUACACAAUCAAUUUAAUCAUAGUUCAGAUGCUAUAUGGCUUAAAAUGGAUUUUCAACAUCUUUAUAAUGUUGUCUCAAAUACACUCAAACAUCGACUUGGAUCAACUACAUCUGACGCUCUCAAAAAUCUUCUUAGUUAUGUUACUAUUGAACUUAAAGAUCAUUCCUAUCAUUCACUUAUCAAAUCAUAUCCAGCACUUGGUCAAAUUCUGCAAGCUGUUGAGGCAAAUGGACUUGAAGAUUGGAUUGGAAAAUGUGCAGCAUUUAUGAUUGACAAAACUAUGGAUGAACAACGCCCAGUAUUUUUUGGUAUGGCACAAGCAGUUACCAAGGUUCUUGAUAAAAUGGAAUGUGAAGUAACCUCAAUGCGUGGAAUUGGGAAAUACAAUGAAACUGGAGCAACAAUUCAAUUUUUACGUAAGAAACGAAAUGAAGAUAGCCAGGAGUUUAAUAUUCAUGGUAUUAAUCCUUGUGUAUUUGAAGAACUUAUUGCAAUCUGGCGGACAGCAUACAAUUAUAAUGGUCCAACUAUAUGUGCAAAAGAUCAAACAAAAGUUGCUGAAAUGAUCGAAGUUUGCAGAACACGUCAGCAAUGGGCUACAUAUAUUACAGUUUUUGCAUUAUCAGCUGUUUUACCGGGUAUUCUGCCACUAGUAUUAGCUGUGAUACCAUCAAAUCAAAAAGAGACUAAAGCCGAUGCAUUUUUAGAAAAUAAUACAGUUUUAAAAGAAUUAAUAAAAUUGGGUGCAAAACCCAUUGGACUUUAUUUUGAUGGUGCUGCACAUGAUCGGUCUUGGAUUGGAAAAACUUAUAGCAAAAAAUCAUCAGUUUUUAAUGAUCUUAAUUUAAUAUCGGAUGACACAUUUUUUUCAAAAAAAUUUCCCAUAGAAAUUGGGAUAUUAUCUGAUAAUGGUCGGUCUUUAAUUAAUGGAACUGAUGUUUUUCAUUGUGUUAAAAAAGGCCGAAACAUGCAUAAUGGAGGUGCACGAAUUUGUCCAAUUGGUAAUUUUAUUAUGUCAACUGAACAUCUUUGGUAUUUAAAAGAGCAAUAUGGGAGUAAAUCAGGAUUGACAAAUGAAGUAUUAAAUCCGAAAGAUAAACAAGCAGAUGAACUAGCAGAAAGAUUAUUUUCUUCUAAUAAUAAUGAAUUAAAUCUAAUUUAUUUAAAUUUAGCAAUAGUUCAACAUGCUAUUGAACACAAUGAUGAUUCGUUUUAUGGAGAUGCUAUGUAUCAUUUUUUUGCAGGUUUAUUGUUUGAAUCAUGGAAAUCACGUACAAUGGAACAUUUAAAAAGAAUUCAAUUUGCAUGGGCAGCAACGAUAUUUUUCGCAAUGACACGUCAUUACUUAAUAUCAAAUCAGUGCCAACGAAAUUCUCAAAAAUAUGGCAUUUCUUGGCAAUCAAAUGAUGAUUUUAUUUACCUUGGCACUAUUUUAAUACUUUUAAUUCAUCAAUUUCCAAAUCAUUAUGCUGGAAUUCCAUUAUGUUUUUGGCUUAUUUCCACUGCUUUUUUGGAGCAUAUAUUUGGUUAUGCAAGACGAAUUAUAGAAGAUUUUACUGUGUUGGAUUUUUUAAUGAUGAAUGAAAAAAUAAUUAAAACAAUUUCAACCAAAAUGAAAGAAAACCUAAUCCGACCAAAUAAUAAUGAUGGAUAUAAUAUUCAUCUCUCAACUGCAAAAGAUAGACUUCCAGAAACUCUAUCAGAUUUUCUGAAUAUUUAUGAUAUAGAUUCUAAUAUGAUAAAGAAUACUUUAUGUACUUUUAAACACAAUAGCUUUGCGUCGAAUCUUAUCAAUAUUACUGAUGAUGAUAAUAAUAAUACUCAUGAUGAUGAUGAUGAUAGCUUAUCUGAUCAAACUUCUGAAGAUAGUACUCAAGAUACUCAGAUUAGUCAGAUGCUAUUACAACAUCAACAGCGCAUUAUGAUGAGAAAUAAUUUGCCAAAUGUUCUUGAUCAAUUAGUAUCUGAGAGUGAUGAUAAAUUUGAAUUAGAGCAUAACACUAUAGAUAAUUCAUUUUUUGACAUUGUUAAUCAUGAUGUGCAACAAAAAAAAGGAGUAGAUCGUAUGUUUAUUAUGCAAAAAAUGGAAGAAACUCGUGGUAAAGUAUUUACAAUAUUACAUAUAAGAAGUGUAUUACAAAGGGUUUAUUACACUAAAUUAUAUUUCUUUUUAGUUAUAUUUGACGAGUAUACUCAAAAAGAACAUCAGAAAUCCAAUAAUAAGGCGGCAAAUAAUCUAAAGAAUUUUGUAGUUGAAACAGAAAAUGGCCCAAUUGAAUUAGCAACUGCUUUGAGAUAUGAACAAAUGCGUGCUAAUACAAAACCAAUUAGAACUAAAGGACGUAUUUCAAGAUGGACUACAGCAUGUAAAAAAAUAUUUGAAACUACAAAAAUAAAUCUACAAGCAUCUACAUUCAAAGCUGGAAGUUAUUUUUUUUUUAUAGAUAAAUUACAAUCAAUAUUGAUAGCAGAAAUUAUAGCAGUAUUUGUGAAACGUGGUGCAAGUUAUGUUAGAGUUGACAUGUCAGAUGGAAUAAAUGCUGGUCGAAUCCAUGCUAGAUUUUUUGAACGAUCACCUGAUUCUAAUCACGAAUUUUUACCAAUAAUUGCAAAAAAUAGAGCGCAAUUUGCAUGUGAGGCAUAUUCAUUUCGAUUUUUUGCAGCUUUAGGUAAUAUUGAAACCACUAUUCAUGGUACUUCGAAAUGGAUGGAUAAAAGAUUAUUUCUGUCUGACUUACAAUUAACAUCUUAUUAUUAUUGGAAAAAUAAUGUUAUUGGUAUUGAAAAUAGCAUUAUAAAUGCUGAAAAUAUUAUGAAAAAUGCAAAAAAACAGGAUGAUGAUAAUUAA
Rhizophagus irregularis DAOM 181602=DAOM 197198 is the source of this 3402-nucleotide messenger RNA. The record is from RefSeq and is a predicted model, not a curated record. Lineage: Eukaryota; Fungi; Glomeromycota; Glomeromycetes; Glomerales; Glomeraceae.